CAACCUGGUUUAAAUGUGAAAUGUGCUAUGAAAAAUGUCUAGCAAAGACCUCAGAAAAAUCUGAUGCAAUCGACAUCGUGUUCUAAAACUAUAAUAAAUUUUUAAAAAACUGUUUGGAAUAUAAAUCUAUUGUUGAUUCAAUAAAUACACAAAAAUGUCAGAAGAAGACUCUAUAUUUGAUCCAACGUUAAAGAAAAAGAAGAAGAAAAAGAAGACCACAUUUGAUCUAGAUGCUGCCAUCACAGAAGGAGGAAGUGGCAAUGAAGGUACUGAAGGUGCAGGUGAUAAGGAAAACCAAGAACCGGAGCAACCGCUUCCAGAAGAUGAUGAAGCAUUAGAUCUUGAAAAUUUCGGAAAAAAGAAGAAGAAAAAAAAGAAAGCCUUUAAUUUAGAUGAAUUAGAAAAUGCCCUGCCUGAAAGUAAAAAAGAGGAUGUCACAGAAUCGAGGAAUGAAGAAAUAGCUGCUGAUGAUAACCUAGAUCUAGAUAUGGACUUUUCAAAAACGAAAAAGAAAAAGAAAAAAAAGAAGGAUCUAGAUGAGCUGGUUGCUGAAGAAGAAAGAAAAGAAAGUGAAGAUAAAGAGAAUGUGGAAGAAACCAACCUGUGGGCGGAAUCUGAUAGAGAUUAUACUUAUGAUGAAUUGUUGUUAAGAGUAUUUAAUAUUAUGAGAGAAAAGAAUCCUGAUAUGGUUGCUGGGAAAAAACAGAAAUUCGUUAUGCGGCCGCCACAAGUUGUUCGUAUUGGCACAAAAAAAUCAUCCUUCGCUAAUUUCACUGAAAUUUGUAAGACUUUGCAUAGACAGCCAAAACAUUUAUUAGAUUUCUUAUUAGCUGAAUUGGGAACCAGUGGUUCUGUAGAUGGUAAUAGUCAACUUAUCAUUAAAGGAAGAUUUCAACAAAAGCAAAUUGAAAAUGUAUUAAGAAGAUAUAUUAAAGAAUAUGUCACAUGUCACACCUGUAGAUCUCCUGAUACUAUACUUCAAAAAGAUACUAGACUUUUCUUCUUGCAAUGUGAAACAUGUGGUUCAAGGUGUUCAGUAGCUAGCAUCAAAUCAGGAUUUCAGGCUGUCACCGGAAAACGUGCUGCCAUACGAGCUAAAACGGCUUAGAAGAUUUUGUAUAUUUUAUUACGCAAAUUUCAAAGCCCCAAUGAAAUUAAAAAUUUACACUGUACGAGUAAUAAACUGUUUAAAGUCUCAA
Messenger RNA from Chelonus insularis, 1199 nucleotides. RefSeq names its product eukaryotic translation initiation factor 2 subunit beta (gene eIF2beta). The coding region runs from base 155 to 1108 and encodes 317 amino acids. Gene Ontology annotation, molecular function: mRNA binding; translation initiation factor activity; translation initiation factor binding. Gene Ontology annotation, biological process: formation of cytoplasmic translation initiation complex; formation of translation preinitiation complex; translational initiation. Gene Ontology annotation, cellular component: eukaryotic translation initiation factor 2 complex. NCBI's taxonomy places the organism in Eukaryota, Metazoa, Arthropoda, Insecta, Hymenoptera, Braconidae. The transcript is spliced from 6 exons. The record is from RefSeq and is a predicted model, not a curated record.